AUGUCUCUCGCCCUCAAAGCAGAGCCUUUUCCAAUGAACAUACAUCAUGCAAUAUACCAAGAAGAAGACAGCAUCGACGCUUCUUCUCCCGAACCUGCCUCACCCGCCGCUCAGAGCGACGUAGACUCUACAGACCAACUUGCCCACGACGACGUACAGGAACAACAGUCUGCACCAAACUCUAAAGCUGUUCUCUUACCCAAUUUUGAGAGUGUUUCGUACGACAGAGUUCAAGAUCUCUAUGAACAACGCAAAGGCACGUUGUACUUUAUACCCGAAGGCUUUGAGCCCGUACUGGUCCCAAAUGACACGAAAGCACAAACGGUCACGAAUCUACUAGAGACAGCUAAACAGGUUUCUGCUCCAUUGAACGUGCCACGUAUGCUUCCAGAUACCGAUGUCCGUCUACCCACACUCGCUCUUCCGUGUGGUGUCACCGGUCCACAGUCAAAGGGAAACUCUCCAAAUGGCAAGUCAAAAGUGAAGAAACCCCCGAGACCUCCGAAUGCCUUCAUUCUCUAUCGUCGGGCAAAGCAACCCGCGAUUGUGGCAAAGAACGCUGGAAUCACAAAUAACGAGGUUUCAAAGGAAAUCGGGCGCAUGUGGCAUGAAGAACCGCUCGAAGUGCGUGUCAAGUUUCAGAAAAUGGCAGAGGACGCCAAGCAAGAACACAUGAAAAAGUAUCCCGAAUAUCGAUAUCGUCCUCGUCGUCCUCAAGAGCGCAAGCGUCGUGUCCCAUUACGUGAGGCUACCACGCCUCCUCGUCGCAGUUCGACUCCUACGCUCCCUUCUGACAAGCUAGAAGAGUCCGCGGCUUCUUCACCCUCAUUCCAACCUAGACGUGCUUCUACCACCAUAUCCAACGACGGUGAUUCAUCAGACGUCUAUUCUCAGAGUCCAACUCAGCAGUUACUUUCUUCGAGAUUAAUCUAUCACAAUCCUGAGCUCUUGAGUUCACCGCAACAGCCCAUGGUAAUGGACGCUCAACUCCCGUACCAUUAUUACUUGUCUGCAGCUAAUGGCUUCGAUCAGCAGAUGAUGAACCAGGUUCCGCAGGUCGAAUACGGUGUGUUUGACCCUCACAACGAUGGACAAUUCGAUGUGGUAGAUUUCGAAGAGUUUGACGUUAAUAUGAACUUUGUAUCAAAUGAGGGUGAAGGUAUCUACAUGCGUGAACCGACGCCUUACGUAAAGUUUGAUACUUACUAA
Paraglomus occultum is the source of this 1209-nucleotide messenger RNA. The record is from the annotation of a GenBank genome assembly. NCBI's taxonomy places the organism in Eukaryota, Fungi, Glomeromycota, Glomeromycetes, Paraglomerales, Paraglomeraceae.